CACCGGGAGGGACACGCCGCGUCGGGAGAGGGGUGGCUGGCCCCGGGCGGCGGGUGCUGCGCUGCAUAGGGUGGGUCAGAUAUCUCAAACGCUCGGCUGGGGCUGCAGGUGGCACUUUUCGAACAUGUCGUGCGCGUCCUAGUGCUGUGCUUCCUCCUUCGCUACUACAUCCUGGUGCAGACCGGAAAAAUGAUCCUGCGAAGUUUGCUCUGAGCCAGCUCCCGCUCCAAGGAUGGAAGUGGCAAUGCCGAUGACGGGCAACGCGAUCGACAGCUAUGAGGACAUGUUCAAGGAGAUAACGCGUAAGCUCUACGGCGAAGAUGGCCUCCCGGAGUUGGGGGCCAGCGAGCGUACGCAUGCCUCCGCCUCGGAUCGGGGUCUCACUCCGAUUGACUACGACAUCGACACGCCCAUGCUUAAACCCGAAGAGCACCUAACCGCCUUUGGGUUAGCAGCGUUGAUGCAAAAUGGUUUCCCUUCGCCCUUUCAACAACACAAACCCAACCCAAACUUUGAAGAUAAAUGGAUCAUAAGUGAAGAUCACAUACCAUGGACACAAUCAAAGAUAGCCAGUUAUAAUCCUGCACAGAAGUUGUUCCGAUGUGCGGAGUGUGAUUGUGUUGGGUAUCUGCCAAGGGUUGCUGAACAUUGGUUAGGUACCCAUUCGAAUCUAAGGGUUUUCCAAUGUCCGCAAUGUCCUUAUGAGAGUGCAUGGGCAAGAUGUGUACGCAUGCAUUUAACCAGGCAGCAUAAUAUUGAUACUGAAGAGACUACUGAUGCUCUACUGAAGAAUAACCCUGUUUUACAAGAGGUUACUAGGUACCUUCAAAGGUUAAAGACCAGAUUGGAAAGCACCUGUCAUAAACCUCCUACUAAUUCAUCAGUUGAAGAGUUUUCGACUUCGGGGAAUACAAAUCAUGCUAAUACCAAUUCUAAUAGACAACAACCGGUACCCACACCUCCAGAUACCCCAUCAGGUGGGGCUGGUGGUACUAACAAAAGGUACACCUGUAGUUAUUGCCCUUAUGCUACGGAUAGACGUGAUUUAUUCACGAGACAUGAAAAUAUCCAUCGGGAAGAGAAACCCUUUCAGUGUUACGUCUGCCAGAAGCAGUUCAAUCGAGCUGACCAUGUGAAGAAACAUUUUUUACGAAUGCACAGGGAGCAUGUCUAUGACCUCAAUAGAAUACGAAGACAUCCUCCCAAAAACGCCUCGGGGAUGUCUUACUAUCAGAAAUACAACAGUUCCACCACUAAUGGUGACCAUGGGACUGACCAUCAUUCCGCACCAGGUGUAUCCAACCCUGCUAUUUCCAUCCCGAAUAGUUUCAACAACAUAAAUAGAAAUCUAGCGAAUAUGGGCAGGAAUAAUGAGGUGGUACCUUCAAAAGCAAAAAAUUCAUCAAAAGGGAAUGGUUCUAAGAAGAAAGGAGAAAAGAGGUUUUCCUGUUGUUAUUGUUCAUGGUCCGGGGUGGAUAAUUGGUGUUUGAAGAGACAUAUGAACACACACCUGAAACCUUUUGUUUGUGGGUUAUGUGAUUACAAAGCUGCGAGGUCGGAAAGGUUAGCCACACAUGUCCUGAAGGUUCAUAAUAAAAGGGCCUGUAGUAAGUGUACCUUCAUGGCGGAUGACCAGCAACAAUUAACAACACAUCAAGCGGAACACCAUCCAAUGGAACAAAGGAGAUCAAAUAACACUUCAUCAGCAGCUAAUAAUGUCCUGAGGAAUACCAGCUUUGCAAAUAGUACGGUUACAAGCGGUGGGAGUUUUGGGUCCUCCCAAACCCUCAAGUCACAAGACCUAGCAGCUGCGGCUUUGCUCCAUGGUCAAAGGUUACUCCAUGGUCCACCUCCAGAUAUCAAACCAUGGAAACCACAUAUACCUAAACAACAUGGCGCUGCGAGGUUGUUUAAUUACAUGGAGGCCUCGGAUGGGUCCGAACCGGAGUGUGACAGCAGUUGUGGUGCUGAGGACAUGUCAAGGUUAAGCCAUCGCGUGCAAUCGGAUUUUCUUGAAGCGGGAGAUGUCGGCGGCGGCCACCAUACGCCGGACGAAGACGAACCAGAGUUGCCGCUCUUCGUCUGCCCGACGUGCGGGUGUGAGUUCGAGGACGAUGCGUCCCUGGCUACACACCGCUGGACGCACGCGCGCAGCACCGCAUCUCCCGCGAAACGCAUCGGGAACAAACAAAACAAUCCAGAAAGUGAAAAAAACAUAGAAAAAGAAAACCUAAAUCCGAUGGAUCAUAUAUAUCAAUGUAAGUAUGAGUAUUGCAAUGCGUCAUUUACAAGUCAAAAAGAAGUUAUAACUCAUAUGAGUGUCCAUUCGACCUUGAACACUUUCACUAUGACAGAGACUGUUACAACACAGUGUAAACAACGUAUGCAACCCAAAAAGCAUCUCACAAGAACAUUGUACUGCGUGAAAUGUCCAAAACUGCGAAAAUUUCAACAUCGACAUAACCUCAUCCUGCAUUAUAUGUACAAUCAUACGAAACAAGCAAACAUACGUAUUGAGUGCGAACACUGUUCACAAACGUUCAAUCACAAAUACCAAAUGAUUCUACACGCGAGCAAAGCGCAUGCUAAUGAUACAACCAACGUAGUACCUGCGAACAAUCACGAUCACAAUCAUCUAAUGAUGAUGGAUCAAUCCAAUGCGACGCUGGCCGUACCUGACCAUUCGACAUUUUCGUCAGCGUCCAACGUGCACAAGCUUGGCAUGUACUUCGAUCACUCCUUUAAUAACGGACACAUGUCACUGAUCAUUCCGACAUUUCCACCGAAUUAGCAACUUCAGUUUGGAUAUGAUGAAGAUACAAGCAGAUGACGGAUACAAGAAAGAGUAAAAUAUAUUUUAGUCAAAAACAAAUUGAGAAAACAAAAUGGAGGCGAUGCAUAUUUUUGACAUAACCACGUUCCAUCGCAGUUGUCCAGAAGAGGCGGCAGACGUCACGUGUGAGAAAAAGAUAUUUUUUUGUACUUUAAUAUUAAUAAUAAUGGACGAUGGCUGCGAUGAAAUGAAAUAUUUGGUCUGAAAAUCUGAAGAAUUUGAUUUUAGGAGUUGAAAGUGACCUUCAAAAUUGUUUCUUUCUGAUUAUUGUUUUUUUUUGAUAGUUUUAAUGUGUAAUCUUCUGAUUUGUGCAAUAUGAUGUUGUUUUUAUUGAUUUAUUGAUUGAUUGAUUGAUUGAUUGAGUUUAGUUUAAGCAGCAGACCAACAUGUGAAUGAUGAAUGAAUGAUAAAGAGUUUAAGAUGAUGAAAAAUUAUUGUAAUUGGAAUCAAGAAGACUGGUAAUUAUGCGCACUGGCUAUUUCGGUUCCGUUCAACGUAAUCAUACCAAUACCAAGUAUCUGUAAUGUAAACGUGUUUUAUAAUUCAAAUAUAUUAUUUGGAAAUAAUGAAAACAUAAAAAUAAGAAGAGAUUUUGACAUCUGGGGGGAUAUUUGAUGUUGACAUACAUAACCUAAGUUAUAUUUUGAGGUUAAAUUAUGUUAGAAGUUAGUUUUUAUUGUUUUUCUUGGUUUUUCACAAAGAAAACUUGUUUUUUGUUUGAAUUGCAGUCAUUUAUUAUUUUUGUAUCCAAUUUUA
This is a messenger RNA of Dalotia coriaria, 3589 nucleotides long. RefSeq names its product zinc finger transcriptional factor charlatan. Gene Ontology annotation, biological process: regulation of transcription by RNA polymerase II. NCBI's taxonomy places the organism in Eukaryota, Metazoa, Arthropoda, Insecta, Coleoptera, Staphylinidae. The coding region runs from base 233 to 2791 and encodes 852 amino acids. The transcript is spliced from 4 exons. Gene Ontology annotation, molecular function: RNA polymerase II cis-regulatory region sequence-specific DNA binding; DNA-binding transcription factor activity. The record is from RefSeq and is a predicted model, not a curated record.